AAGUUGAUGAAGUUAAAGAAGUUGAUAAAGUUAUAGAAGUUGAUAAAGUUAUAGAAGUUAUAGAAGUUGAUAAAGUUAUAGAAGUUGAUAAAGUUAUAGAAGUUGAUAAAGUUAUAGAAGUUGAUAAAGUUAUAGAAGUUGAUAAAGUUGUUAAAGUUAUAGAAGUUGAUAAAGUUAUAGAAGUUGAUAAAGUUGUUAAAGUUAUAGAAGUUGAUAAAGUUGAUAAAGUUAUAGAAGUUGAUAAAGUUAUAGAAGUUGAUAAAGUUAUAGAAGUUGAUAAAGUUAUAGAAGUUGAUAAAGUUAUAGAAGUUGAUAAAGUUAUAGAAGUUAUAGAAGUUAAUAAAGUUAUAGAAGUUGAUAAUGAUAAAGUUAUAGAAGUUGAUAAAGUUAUAGAAGUUGAUAAAGUUAUAGAAGUUGAUAAAGUUAUAUUAGUUGAUAAAGUUAUAGAAGUUGAUGAAGUUAUAGAAGUUGAUAAAGUUAUAGAAGUUGAUAAAGUUAUAGAAGUUGAUAAAGUUAUUGAAGUUGAUAAAGUUAUAGAAGUUGAUAAAGUUAUUGAAGUUGAUAAAGUUAUAGAAGUUGAUAAAGUUAUUGAAGUUGAUAAAGUUAUAGAAGUUGAUAAAGUUAUAGAAGUUGAUAAAGUUAUAGAAGUUGACGAAGUUAUAGAAGUUGAUAAAGUUAUAGAAAUUGAUAUGCGCAUAAUAUAUCAAACGGGCUGA
Lottia gigantea (owl limpet) is the source of this 716-nucleotide messenger RNA. RefSeq lists its product as hypothetical. NCBI's taxonomy places the organism in Eukaryota, Metazoa, Mollusca, Gastropoda, Lottiidae. The annotation marks the transcript as partial. The transcript has a single exon. The record is from RefSeq and is a predicted model, not a curated record.